Molecule: messenger RNA, 2095 nt
Organism: Anguilla rostrata (American eel)
Lineage: Eukaryota; Metazoa; Chordata; Actinopteri; Anguilliformes; Anguillidae
Gene: rnf215
Product: ring finger protein 215
Exons: 10
Coding region: 141-1232 (363 amino acids)
Biological process (GO): ubiquitin-dependent protein catabolic process; Wnt receptor catabolic process
Cellular component (GO): plasma membrane
Molecular function (GO): frizzled binding; ubiquitin protein ligase activity
Source: RefSeq, a predicted model, not a curated record
UGUGCAACCAGGAAGCAGUAGUCGUGUUUACAUUCUGUGAGGCUGUCUGAAUCUGAAGCUCGGUGGGGGUGGUCCAGGGAACUAUGAAGAGGCGUUAUUAGUAUUGCUUAUUACCUGGCUAUUAUUUAAUAUUUCUGUAAAUGUAUGCCAUGGCUGUUGACGGCUUCUGGUGCUAUAUUUCUGUGGUGUCGGUACUGUUGGCCCCCUCGUUUUGGUCGUGUCUGGUGGUUUCUGGCGAAAAGGUAGCAUUGAUGGAGAUUUUUCUGAGCGAUCGGCAGGGCGUCAGCAGUGUUCUGCAGGGCGAAGUGAUUGAGGGAAGUUGGGGCAGCAAAACUCACGACGGCCGUGAGAAUCGCGACAAUGAAUCCGUCGAAGGGAGCCUUCGAUUGGUACAGGACGACGAACUUGACCUCCAGGUGGAAUCCGAAGACAAGGAGCCAUGGAUUGGAGUGGUUCCGGUUAAGAUAAAAGAGAGCGAGGUUGCCAGUGGCAACCAAGAAUCAUUUGCGGCCGCAGUUGUCAGCAAGAUGAAGCGGGCUCUGGUGCUGGGAGCUUCAGCCCUGAUUAUUCUGGCCCUCAAUCAGAACACUGUCAGAGAGAUGGACCUCUCUCAAGUCCUCUCCAAGCCAAUUGUCGUGUUUCAGACAUCAGAGAAUGUCACCAAGCUCAUUGGAGUCCUCCUCAGGGGCCUACAUGCAACAGCAAAAAUCACAUACAAGACCAUCCUACAGGAUAAUCUGGGGGCCACCCUGACCCUGUGGUCCACCUGUGGACGGUCGAGGGGGGGUCUCUACGGGGAGUGGCAGGGGGUCAUCUGCACUGGAGAGACCAACUCCCAGGUUCAGAAGUACCUGCAGCAGCUGUGGAACACGGUGCUCCUCGUGGCCCUGAUCCUGUGCACGGGGGUCAUAGUUCAAGCGCGCUGGCAGUAUCGGGACCACCAGCUCAACGAUGACAUGGAGUUGCUUCCAAAACAGGACGUCCUGAAGCAGCUGGCUGCCCUGAAAACCAGGAAGUACCGCUCGCCCAAGACGUGCAGCGACCCGGGUCAAGCAGGGGAGGUGGACAACUGCGCCGUCUGCCUGGAGCAGUUCUUCAACAACCAGUGUCUCCGAGUUCUGCCCUGCCUGCACGAGUUCCAUAGGGACUGCGUCGACCCCUGGCUGCUCCUCCAGCAGACCUGCCCUCUCUGCAAACGCAGCAUUCUGACGAACUUCUGCAGAGACAGCUAAUGGCAGCUCCUGGACCCCCGACUGGAAGAAAAACUGGGAUCAAGACUUGUACUCUCUCGUGAAGUUUUACAAUGACAGCUGAGACCUCAUUUAUCUCUGUACUGUAGGGUGAGGGUCUGGAGACAGAAGCGCGGGGGGGGGGGGCCCUCUCUGGGGUUGGUACGCGUAUGGGGGGGUUUGGGGGGGAGAGGGGGACCCCCCUGGCCUUGUGACAGAUGGCAGAACUUUGGGGAGACCCACUAGCAGUGCUGUGACCCCUAGUUUCUAGUUCAUGGGAUCAGCUACAAUACUUGCAUUAUUUUACACUUUCGUCAUGUAAUGUGUACGUACUGUGUGACCAACAAGAGCAUCGAAAACCAACGUCCUAUCUGAGCAGCUGUACUGCCCCCCCACCCCACGGAGUGCAUUUUUAAGGUGGUUCUAAUGCACUGUGCCAACCUAGUCCUGGAAUUAUUUUACCCUACCUUAAAGACCACACUGCAUUGAGCCAAAUGUUUUUAAUCUAUGUAUUUAACUGAUGGGCAUUCAUUUGUUUUCAUACAUACAGGUGUAUGUACAGAAACACUUGGUGAUACCAGCAUGGCUUUAUCGAUGUGUGCGCAAGGGCAUCCUUGGGCAAAUAUGAAAUAUAACCCUCUGAUUGAUACAGCAGCAUCUUUCCUGAAGUAAUUCUUGUUGAGGGCAGAAUUUUACGACAAAUCAAAAUGCUACGCUACAGACUUUAACAAAAAAGGGUAGUUUAAACAGUUCAGACUGAUCAUUGUGCUUAUGAACAGAACACUCCCCAAGACCAAAAUGCAAUGAGAAUGAUCUAUAUAGCCUGGCUGUUGCUCCUGGCCAUUUGAAAGAAAUCACAAAUAUUU